GACGUGCCACACGCGGUCUUCCACUGUUACUAUACAAGCCGAACGAUGAAACGCGCCGAGAUACAUACUAAGGCAGAAAAAAAAUUUACCAUCAUGCUGUUCUUCGGGCUUCUGGUUUUAAGUGCCACAGCUUCAGCGAGCUCGUGUCCCAUCGACCCAACAUUCCCAUCAUGUUUCAAACUGGGCGCAUCCACUGCAGCUUAUCAGAUAGAAGGGGCUUGGAAUGUUAGCGAUAAAAGUGUUAGUAUUUGGGACAACUUCACUCAUAGAGUACCGAGAGUGACCGUAGAUAACAGCACGGGAGAUGUCGCGUGCGAUUCGUACAACCUGUGGCAGCGGGACGUAGAAAUGGCGGCUGAGAUGGGCCUGGACUACUACAGAUUCUCUAUAUCCUGGCCUCGCUUACUGCCGAAAGGUUACGAUUACUAUGUGAGCAAAGAUGGCGCUGAGUACUACAAUAAUUUGAUAAAUGGCCUCCUGGAGCGUGGAAUUGAACCGGUUGUGACGCUGUACCACUGGGACCUGCCAGAUAUCCUGCAGCAGUUAGGUGGAUGGACUAACCCUUUGACAGCAGAUUGGUUCGCGAACUACGCUCGCAUUGUCUUCGAUCUCUACGGAGACCGAGUCAAAACCUGGAUAACCAUAAACGAACCUAUCGUGGUAUGCGAUGCUGCCUACGCCGCGGGGUAUACCGCUCCAGGAAUCAAAGAGCCUUAUUCAGGAGUAUUCGUUUGCACGAAGAAUGUUCUCCUAGGCCACGCUAAAGCAUGGAGGAUUUAUGACAAAGAGUUCCGACAUUUGUAUGAUGGAAAAGUGUCAAUUUCAAAUCACAUGAUAUGGUUCGAGCCAAAAACAAAAGCCGACGAAGCAUUGAACGAAUUGGCAAUGCAAUAUAUAAACGGAAGGUACGCCCAUGCCAUUUAUUCAGAAGAAGGAGGCUGGCCAUCAUCCCUGGAGAAGUACAUGGCAGAAUAUUCUGCCAAGCAGGGCUACCCUCGUUCCCGGCUGCCUGUCUUUACGGAAUAUGAAAAAACAUUGGUCAGAGGGACCUUUGACUUUAUAGCAGUAAAUUAUUACACCACUAAGUUAAUUCGUCCGGCGCGAGAGGGCGAGGUGGUUAACGACCUCUUUGUCUCUGGAAUACCGGAUCUGAACGCGGUCAUGGAGUCGCCUCCAACUGCUACGUACGGUUAUUCGACGCUAAUGUCUAUCUAUCCCAAAGGACUGCGCAGGAUACUUGGCUGGUUGAAGGACACGUAUGGAGACCAUGAGAUGAUGUUAACUGAGAACGGAUUCUCUUCUUCAGGGAGCGAGUUAAAUGACCAAGAGCGGAUCGACUUCAUAAGAAACCAUUUGGAGCAGCUACUUCUGGCAAUGAAGGUGGACCAUAUUAAUGUGUCAGGGUAUACGCAUUGGUCACUUAUGGACAACUUCGAGUGGUUAGACGGAUACACAUCAAAAUUCGGGCUGUACGAAGUUAAUUUCACGGAUCCCAUGCGCGAGCGCACGCCACGAGCUUCUGCAAACUAUUAUUCUAAAAUUAUUAAACAAAGGAAACUAGAUAUAUGCUGUUAAAAUACUAAAAACCUGGUAUUGUUUUUAUAAAGUGGAUUUAAUGUUUUUAAUAAUAUAAUAAAAUUUAUCUAUGCGGCAAAUAAA
This is a messenger RNA of Manduca sexta (tobacco hornworm), 1659 nucleotides long. RefSeq names its product myrosinase 1. The record is from RefSeq and is a predicted model, not a curated record. Gene Ontology annotation, biological process: carbohydrate metabolic process. The transcript has 12 exons. Bases 46 to 1575 code for a protein of 509 amino acids. Lineage: Eukaryota; Metazoa; Arthropoda; Insecta; Lepidoptera; Sphingidae. Gene Ontology annotation, molecular function: beta-glucosidase activity.